This is a messenger RNA of Hippopotamus amphibius kiboko, 2776 nucleotides long. RefSeq names its product makorin ring finger protein 2 (gene MKRN2). Gene Ontology annotation, biological process: protein polyubiquitination. NCBI's taxonomy places the organism in Eukaryota, Metazoa, Chordata, Mammalia, Artiodactyla, Hippopotamidae. Gene Ontology annotation, molecular function: ubiquitin protein ligase activity; metal ion binding. The transcript has 8 exons. The record is from RefSeq and is a predicted model, not a curated record. Bases 339 to 1589 code for a protein of 416 amino acids.
UUCUAAGCCGCGGGAAGUCGCUGAGGAAUGCAGCUGGGGAAAGGGGCAGACCCACCGGGGAUGACACCGGCGGGACUGGGAGGCUAGCCGGGCCCCGCCCGGGAGGCUUGAAAAUGCCGGAGUGGGAGUGCGGAGAUUGGGGGUUUGCCCCGCCUCGCCCCUGGCGCGGAACCAAUUGUGACGGCGGCGAGGUUUCCUGCCGGCGCUACAAAGGUGCCGCACGGGGACGGCGGCGUGCGCCGGCGUGACGCGGCCGCGCGGCAUGGGCAGGGCCGAGGCCGAGGCGGCGACGGGAGCGAGCGGCGGCGGGGCGACGACGACCCUCCGCCCCGACCGCCAUGAGCACCAAGCAGGUCACUUGCAGGUAUUUUAUGCAUGGUGUGUGUCGGGAAGGAAACCAGUGCCUGUUCUCACAUGACUUGGCAAACAGCAAGCCCUCUACCAUCUGCAAAUACUACCAGAAGGGCCGUUGCGCCUAUGGAACUCGUUGCAGAUAUGAUCACACGAGGCCCUCUGCUGCGGCUGGUGGGGCCAUGGGCACCGUGCCCCACGGGGUGCCGUCCCCGGGUUUCCACAGUCCUCACCCACCUUCUGACCUCACUGCAUCAAUUGUGAAAACUAACUUACACGAGCCGGGGAAACGUGAAAAGAGGACAUUGGUACUUAGAGACCGAAAUCUCUCUGGCAUGGCUGAAGAAAAGACUUGCCCAGGUGUGGUGAGUAAUCCUGGAGGCUGCAGGGACCCACAGAACAGCCCAGAGAUGAAGCCUCAUUCCUACCUAGACGCGAUCAGGAGUGGUCUCGACGACUUAGAAGCCAGCAGCUCCUACAGCGGCGAGCAGCAGCUUUGCCCCUACGCGGCUGCUGGGGAGUGCCGAUUUGGGGAUGCUUGUGUCUACCUGCAUGGGGAAGUGUGUGAAAUCUGUAGGUUACAAGUCCUGCACCCCUUCGACCCAGAGCAGAGGAAAGCUCACGAGAAGAUCUGCAUGUCAACAUUUGAACACGAGAUGGAGAAGGCUUUUGCCUUCCAGGCGAGUCAGGACAAGGUGUGCAGCAUCUGCAUGGAGGUGAUCCUCGAGAAGGCGUCAGCCUCAGAGCGGAGGUUCGGGAUCCUGUCCAGCUGCAACCACACGUACUGCCUGUCCUGCAUCCGGCAGUGGAGGUGUGCCAAGCAGUUUGAGAACCCAAUCAUCAAGUCUUGUCCAGAAUGCCGUGUGAUAUCAGAGUUUGUAAUUCCAAGUGUGUAUUGGGUAGAAGAUCAGAAUAAAAAGAACGAGUUAAUUGAAGCUUUCAAACAAGGAAUGGGAAAAAAAGCUUGUAAGUACUUCGAACAAGGCAAAGGGACCUGCCCAUUUGGAAGCAAAUGCCUUUACCGCCAUGCUUACCCUGAUGGGCGGCUAGCAGAGCCUGAGAAACCUCGGAAACAGCUCAGUUCUGAAGGCACCGUGAGGUUCUUUAAUUCAGUGAGGCUCUGGGAUUUCAUCGAGAACCGAGAGAGCCAGCAUGUCCCCAACACUGAAGAUGUCGACAUGACCGAGCUUGGGGACCUCUUCAUGCACCUGUCAGGAGUGGAGUCGUCAGAACCCUGAGGAGUAGGUGGUUGCCCUGCAUCUCGGGCCAGCUGAGCCCCCUCCACGGCAGCCUUGGGUGGCGUGUCACUGGGAUUUGAGUGGGGUUGUAUUUAACCUUGGUCUCAUCCACUCCGUUACAGCCAUGGGAAGAGUGAGGAUAUAAAGUAACCUAACACACAUGGAAUCACUACUUCUCUAGUUGCUAUUUAGCUUAGUUGCACCUCAAGCUCCUCAGGGGGACCAGCUGACCAGCCAGAGUUUUCAUUCUUUCAGGCCAGCCUGGCUUCCUUCUUGAGCACAGUCCUAAGAACAGUCACCGUGCAGCUGCCCCUAAAACAGCAGAUUCAUUUUUCUUACCAAAGGAUUCUUCAGUCCUUGUAAAGGAUUCCUGCGUGGUGAUUCUCCCUAGUGUACUGCAACAGUGUGUGGGCAACACUGGAUUUUGUACACUGCUUUCCAAAAAAACAGAGUGGGUGCCUGCACCUUAGUAUAGAACUUGACUUAGGGCUCCCCUGUGUCCCAAAUCAGGGCAGGAGUCUUGUUGCCAGAUGGUCAGUAGACAAGUUAAAGUAUAAACCUUCUUCCCUUGGGUGGGGGGGGAGGGGGGCACACUCCUGAAGGAGCAGGAAGUACAGAGCUAUGGCCCCUCUUUUAGGGUUUGUGUUAGGGUCACAAUCGAAGUAAUCUUGCACACGUGCCUCCAGGGAAACCUUACCUGCUGGCUUAUGCCCCGAGAGUCAUUGUACUCGUGCAUUCUCAUCUGUAAAAUCUGGCUUUGAUUUGAAAUUUUAUAAGAAUUUCACAGCACCCAAGAAUAGUCUCUGGUUUUGACCCAGCAGUGGUCCUGAAGGGAACCAAGUACAAGUCUUCUGUCAUGAGCUGGUUUUAAUUAAAGGAGCAUAUGAAUCAGAACUCACCCCAAGCCUGAAUAAUAUAUUUUUAUAGACAGCUGUAGAUACCAAAUAUUUUAUAAAAUGCAUUAAAGUAUGGGUAGAAACUCUACUCUUACCUGAGUUUAGAGUGCUUUUUUGCAUAAUUUUUAUAGUUAACUCUUUAGUGAAGGGUGACAAAGGCUGAAUUCAUUUCAUCCCCAACAGAAGCUCUGGGUCCAUUUCCUGCUCCAGAAGGGAUAAACAAAUGGAGCUCAAGCUGUGAGCUCAGGAUUACUUUAAAAGGAGGAAAUAGCCAUUAAACCUGCAUUUAAU